Molecule: messenger RNA, 1770 nt
Organism: Solanum dulcamara
Lineage: Eukaryota; Viridiplantae; Streptophyta; Magnoliopsida; Solanales; Solanaceae
Product: syntaxin-81-like
Exons: 8
Coding region: 655-1608 (317 amino acids)
Biological process (GO): retrograde vesicle-mediated transport, Golgi to endoplasmic reticulum
Cellular component (GO): membrane; endoplasmic reticulum; SNARE complex
Source: RefSeq, a predicted model, not a curated record
AUAUCGAAAUACCUCAAACAUGGGGGGACCCUUUCUGUCAUUUUCUCCAUAAACUUACAGGGGAAGGGGAAUAUCAUUUGCACAGAAACCUCACGCCAUCACUGUAAUCUCGCCACCGAUGCCGCCGUGAACCACUAGUUCUUCGCCGGUAAAUCACUUCCUCUCUCGCUUCUGUCUUAACGCACUCAUCACCACUGUUUUUGCCACCUGAAACCACCCUUUCCUUACCGCUGAAACACCCAAAACAGCUGCUAAACCCACCUGAUUCCACCCCGUCACCCAUCCGAAAACUACCGUCCCUUCCCCUCUCUGCUGUGGAAGCUUCAUUGAGAUCAUCGGAAAAGAAUCCUAACGACCCGCACGCUCUUCCCAUUUCUGCAAUUCUGGUGUUUGGGUUCGAGGUCGCGGUACGAUUCUGCCAACGAGGCUUUCCGGUUUGUUUUCAGUUGUUCCAGGCUUGUUGUUUAAUUUCGCCCCGAGAUUUUGGGUUCGUAGUCGUUAUCGGAUUGAAGGAUUGUUCUAACUUGAGAGUUGUGAGUGGAAGGAAUGAUAUCUUGAGUUUUCUGCUAGGAUACACCAUACUGCUAUAUACCAUUGAAACUGCAUCAUUUGAUUGGGAGAAGUCUUCUUAUUUUUCUCCUGGAAUUUGAAGGAAUGCCAAAAGUUAGAGACAGAACGGAAGAUUUUAAAGAUGUUGCACGUCGAUCAGCAUUGUCUUUGGGAUAUGAUGAGUCUAAGACUGCUGCCUUAUUGGCAUCUUUUAUCAUGCAUAAACCUCGGCAAAGGUCAGGAUUCACCAGAGCUGCGCUUAAAACGCUGGAGAGCAUUGGGACUCUGGAGCAAUUUUUGAUGAAAAACAAGAAGGAUUAUGUUGAUCUGCACCGUACAACUGAACAAGAGAGGGAUAGCAUUGAGCAUGAAGUUACUAUUUUUGUAAAAUCAUGCAAAGAGCAGAUAGACGUUCUCAGAAAUAGUAUAAACGAGGAAGAUGCAAAUUCAAAGGGAUGGCUUGGUUUGAAGGGUGACAAUCUAAAUGCUGAUACUAUAGCACACAAGCAUGGAGUGGUUUUAAUUUUAAGUGAAAAGCUUCACUCUGUCACAUCACAGUUUGACCAGUUGCGGGCAGUGCGCUUUCAAGAUGCUAUUAACCGAGUGACACCAAGAAGGAAACGUAAUAACACUACCAAAUCAAAUGCUACAGAGACCUCUGCUUCUAGUAGUUUGGACCCCGACAUGAAAAGGGACUCUGAGGGUCUCAGGGACCCUGAUACACAAGCAGCACCUAUAAGAGUCCAAGAACAACUUUUGGACGAUGAAACACGUGCCCUCCAGGUAGAGCUGAACAGUCUCCUGGAUUCUGUUCAAGAAACAGAAACAAAGAUGGUGGAAAUGUCUGCGUUAAACCAUCUUCUGUCUACUCAUGUUUUGCAACAGGCCCAACAGAUGGAGCUUUUAUAUGAGCAGGCAGUUGAAGCUACCCAAAAUGUGGAACUUGGUAACAAAGAACUGUCACAAGCCAUUCAACGGAACAGCAGCAGCAGAACUUUUCUUUUGCUCUUUCUAUUUGUACUUACAUUUUCAAUCCUCUUCCUUGAUUGGUACAGUUAAUUAUAGGAUUUCUCACGCUAUUUUUUUUUGUCUUGCAAAGUAACGGAGUAUAGAGCGUAAAUUGUCCAACUAAAGUUGCGUAACUUUACUAGAAAUUUGGGGGCAGUUAUCUGUUGUAUUUGCUGCUUUAUUAUUUGUACUGCUAUUAUUAUUACUUGCUCA